This is a messenger RNA of Pestalotiopsis fici W106-1, 1554 nucleotides long. RefSeq lists its product as uncharacterized. Gene Ontology annotation, cellular component: nucleus. The transcript is spliced from 2 exons. Bases 1 to 1554 code for a protein of 517 amino acids. Gene Ontology annotation, molecular function: zinc ion binding. NCBI's taxonomy places the organism in Eukaryota, Fungi, Ascomycota, Sordariomycetes, Amphisphaeriales, Sporocadaceae. The record is from RefSeq and is a predicted model, not a curated record.
AUGAAUGCCACGAAGCGCAAAUUCAACAGCCUCAUUCAGAACAUCGGUACGCGAUCGACGCCUCAGCCUGACGGCUUCUCUAGCGACCGCCCUACAACAGCAGAAGGCGAUUCUCUUUCCUUGACUCGAAUCCCUUCCUCAUCGUCUGCCAUUUCAGUACCACAAGCAUCGACAGCUAACAUGACUUCGACAACAACGGCAACGGCAGCGCCGCUGUCUGCCAUCUCGGCCGACUUCCUAUCCAAACGGCGGCGGAUGGGUACUCCAGGCUUGACGGCAGCCGGCGAAAAUAUAUCAAGCAAGAUGACCAUUACAAAUAUUACAAUGAGGAAAUGGACGCCGGCUGGCAAGGAGGUUAAGGUGUCUGACUCUACACGAUUAGAGUCCCCCAAGUACUGCCCCGGAGACCGAGAGCAACUGAUUCGCCGACUCGGGACGUUCCAGGAGCUCACUCAAUGGACGCCCAAGCCAGACAAGAUCAAUGAGAUUGAAUGGGCAAAACGAGGAUGGGUCUGCCGCAGCAAGGAGACAGUUCAGUGUACACUUUGUCACAAGGAGUGUGUCGUCAAGUUGAACAAAAAGGAAGCUGACGGCCGAGAAACGCCAGUCCUAGGAGGAUUGGAGCUGGAACAGGCACUGGUCAACCGAUUCGCAGAACUCACAAUCGAUGCUCACCAGGAUGACUACUCAUUGCUUCGUCUUCAGAUCACCAGUGCGCAGGCCGCCCUUCCUGCUUUGCGGCAACGAUACGAUGAGCUUUGUUCGCGACCAGCUUUCCUACCUUAUUUUUUCAACCUGAGGCUGCCAGAGUCCUUGUCCUUGGAGACUGUCAAAUCACAGCUUCCCCCAAAGUUCUUCACGGAGCCACCUCCUGCGUCAACGACAAAUUCCAAAGAGAUCAAUGAUGUCGCUUUAGCACUGGCUCUAGCCGGUUGGGGCGGUCUGACGAACCCAAAGAUUGGGCCUGUACCUAACUCUGCCUCAUGUUCGACCUGUUUGCGAAGGCUUGGGUUGUGGAUGUUUAAAAGCAAAGAAGUCGACCAGGAGACUAAUCAAAUUCUGGUGCCAGCACCCAUGGAUCAUCUCGAUCCGGUUCGUGAGCACCGGUUCUUCUGUCCCUGGAGGAACCCUGAAGCACAGAGGAAUCCGGGAAGCAAGGCCUCUGAACCAAGCAAGGCGGCCUGGGAGGUGCUGGUCUUGACAGUUAGAAAUGCUGCAUAUCUUCGAGGCGACACUCCCAAGAAGAGCCGGUCGUCGGGUCACUGGAAGAGCAAGAGCACUGCCGAGCCUAGCACGCCGGGCUCGCGGCCAAGGAGUCAUGCGCCGACCGCAAGCGAGGGAGCGAUAGAUUCAUCCGACUUGCUGCUGAGUUCGGACGUGGGAGGCGACGAGGAGGAUGACGAAAAGGCACGAGAGGCCAAGGAUAAGGAGAGAUGGGCAAGACUGAGAAGAGUCAAGAGCCUGUUCAAUACCAAGGACAAGCUCAGGAGAAGUCUGAGUCGGCCGGGCACUGCCAAGAGCACGGCCACUAAUGGAGAAGGCGCAAAGGAAUAA